AUGCGCCGCUGUGUUUGUUUGUCAUUAACUGUUGUUGGAUCAGUCCCGUCCAUCCAGAUGGUCGUCCAUCUGUCCCACUGCCCCGUGUCCACCAAUGUCACCCACUCACACUGCAGCUCCUCCACAGCGUCUACACAGAGACAGAUACACUGUAUCUCCAAUCCUCUGCAGCGGACCAACAUAACACCAGGAAAAGAGGAAAGAAGCCAUGGAGGGAAAACCCCGGCCCUAGAGCCAGACACGGCCCGAGAGCCAGACACGGCCCGAGAGCCAGACACGGCCCGAGAGCCAGACACAACCCGAGAGCCAGACACGGCCCGAGAGCCAGACACGGCCCGAGAGCCAGACACGGCCCGAGAGCCAGACACGGCCCGAGAGCCAGACACGGCCCGAGAGCCAGACACGGCCCGAGAGCCAGACACGGCCCGAGAGCCAGACACAACCCGAGAGCCAGACACGGCCCGAGAGCCAGACACGGCCCGAGAGCCAGACACGGCCCGAGAGCCAGACACGGCCCGAGAGCCAGACACGGCCCGAGAGCCAGACACAACCCGAGAGCCAGACACGGCCCGAGAGCCAGACACGGCCCUAGAGCCAGACACACGGCCCGAGAGCCAGACACAACCCGAGAGCCAGACACGGCCCGAGAGCCAGACACAACCCGAGAGCCAGACACGGCCCGAGAGCCAGACACGGCCCUAG
Knipowitschia caucasica is the source of this 702-nucleotide messenger RNA. The record is from the annotation of a GenBank genome assembly. Lineage: Eukaryota; Metazoa; Chordata; Actinopteri; Gobiiformes; Gobiidae.